GACGCUCCCAGUACAAAGUGUAAGUUUCAAUUUUUUUUAUCCCCCCCUCGGCCAACUCUCCCAAUAUUGUGGGGAGAAGUGGGAGCGAAGUCGGGGGGGAGGGGGGUUGGGGAAAGCGAGUCCGGCCCCCGAGCUGCCGGAAUCUACUCCCCUCCCCCGUGAUCUCUCCCCUCCUUCUUGGGAGCGCGGGGGCUGCAGCGGCGGGGCCGCGAGCUGCCCCGCUCCCCAUCUCCAGCUCCCCCCCUCCACCUCCAACCCGUCUUCCCCCCCGCGGUGCGGGCGCCAGGACCCGGGCAAACCAGAAGAUUAUUGUUUCUUCUCUGGAGAGUGAACAUCUAAAGAAUUGAUUUCAAGGAUCUGGUAACAUGGCAAAAGAUGCCGGCUUAAUUGAAGCAAAUGGAGAGCUAAAGGUUUUUAUAGACCAAAACCUCAGUCCUGGAAAAGGAGUUGUUUCAUUAGUAGCUGUUCAUCCUUCUACUGUUAGCGCUGUCGGGAAGCAACUCUUGCCAAAAACUUUUGGGCAGUCUAAUGUCAACAUUACCCAACAAGUGGUAAUUGGUACACCUCAGAGAUCUGCUGCACCAAAUACUAUCCUUGUAGGAAGUCCACAUACGCCUAACACACAUUUUGUAUCACAGAACCAGGCUUCAGACUCCUCACCUUGGUCGGCGGGGAAGCGCAAUAGAAAAGGAGAGAAGAAUGGCAAGGGAUUAAGACAUUUUUCCAUGAAGGUUUGUGAGAAGGUGCAGAGAAAAGGAACCACUUCAUAUAAUGAAGUGGCGGACGAGUUGGUCGCAGAGUUCAGUGCUGCUGAUAACCACAUUUUACCAAAUGAAUCAGCUUACGACCAGAAGAAUAUAAGACGGAGAGUCUAUGAUGCCUUAAAUGUCUUAAUGGCCAUGAAUAUUAUCUCAAAGGAGAAGAAGGAAAUAAAAUGGAUUGGUCUUCCAACUAACUCAGCUCAAGAGUGUCAGAAUUUAGAGGUAGAGAGGCAGAGAAGACUUGAGAGAAUAAAACAAAAGCAGUCUCAACUUCAAGAACUUAUUCUACAGCAAAUUGCCUUCAAGAAUUUGGUGCAGAGAAAUCGCCAAGCAGAGCAGCAAGCCAGCCGACCCCCCCCUUCUAACUCCGUCAUCCACCUCCCUUUUAUCAUUGUGAACACCAGCAAGAAGACGGUGAUCGACUGCAGUAUUUCUAACGACAAAUUUGAGUAUCUAUUUAAUUUCGACAACACGUUUGAAAUCCACGACGACAUAGAAAUAUUAAAGCGUAUGGGGAUGGCUUGUGGACUAGAAUCCGGAAGUUGUUCUGCGGAAGACCUAAAAAUGGCAAGAAGUUUGGUACCGAAAGCUCUGGAACCUUAUGUGACAGAAAUGGCUCAGGGAUCAAUCAGCAGUGUAUAUGUCACAUCAUCAUCAGGUUCAACUUCAAGUGGCACAAGGUUUUCUGCCAGUGAUUUUACCAAUGGUACAGAUGGAAUGUUGGCAACGAGUUCCAACGGCUCCCAGUACAGUGGCUCCCGAGUUGAAACUCCAGUGUCUUAUGUUGGGGAAGAUGAUGACGAUGAUGAUGACUUUAAUGAAAAUGAUGAUGAAGACUGAUUUCUUGGCGUGUAGACUUUUCCCUCCUUUCAAAUUCAGCUUCAGGAAUAAAUUGUUCUAGGGAAGAGAACUUUUUUUAAAAAAUGUGGAUUUUUAUUUUUAUUUUUGAUCCUACCCCUAAGGAAAUAUUGGUAAGCUAUUAAAUUUAGAGAGUGCGGCUCUGAUAAGCAAGCAAGGAUUGUUUUUCGUAGGAUUUUUAAAAUGUGGUGUGAAUGUGUGUUUUGAUACCAGUGUGCUAAUGCAGACCAUUUAUUUACUCGGUAGGAUUUUGUGUUUUGUUUUCUAAUAUUUUUUACUUGAAUGUCCAUUUUGCCCCCUAACAAUUUUUGCUGAAUUUGUUGAAGAAAUUGUACUUCAUCCACAUCAAUGAAAAUAAAAGGCUAUCCUUUUGUGGAAAAUGGUUCACUGAAUGGCCAUUUAUUUGAAGAGUGUUUUGAGUGGUGCCACUAUCUGACGGAUAGCAAGAUGAUGUGUUUUUAUUUUGCUAAAUCAUGCAAUGUCCAAAGAACCAAUCAAAAACAAGUUUCCCUUUUUUAAACAUUAAGCUCCAUAAAUGUUAUGAAUUUAUUUCCCUUAAAUUAUAUUUACUGUUGUAAUUCCAUCAAGUUUAUAUAAUUUUCCUCUCUAUGUUGGUAUGUAUGGAUUAAAAAGGUUUAAAAAAAAAGUUUUUGUUUGGCAAAAGUUUACUGCCAUGCUGGUGCAGCUAUAUAAAAUAUCUUGAAGGUUUGGAAUGAUUUAUUGCUUAUGUAAAAUUCGCCUGAUUUCUUACAGGCAGACUUUGGAAACUUUUUAUUAUAUAGUUGUUUACAUACUUAUAAGUCUAUCAGUUAAAGACAUAUACUGAAACAAAUGUUUGUAUUUGUUUCGUAAGCAUCUUCCUGUAAUCUAUUAUAAAGUUGAAAUUAAAUAUAGAAAAUGUUUUAACAGUUUUUUAACUCAAAAUUUGUCAAUCAUUUUUAAUAGUUCAUUUUUUUUAUUAAAAAAAGACAUUUCAGGCAGGUGGUGUAGUCUCUUUUUAAAAUUAUUCACAAAACAAAAUUAACUGCACAAAUGCUGUCAGCUGCCUGUUCAAAGACAAUAGCCUUUUUAUUGAAACACAAAUAAACUUUUCUGUAAUAUUUUAUGGAAUUUAAAGAGACUUUAAUUGUUUGACUUGUUUAACUUGGCACUGUUAGUUUUUAUUAAUAAAACGCGCAUGGGCAUUUUAAA
This is a messenger RNA of Monodelphis domestica (gray short-tailed opossum), 2810 nucleotides long. RefSeq names its product transcription factor Dp-1 (gene TFDP1). Gene Ontology annotation, molecular function: RNA polymerase II transcription regulatory region sequence-specific DNA binding; DNA-binding transcription factor activity, RNA polymerase II-specific. Gene Ontology annotation, cellular component: transcription regulator complex; nucleus. Lineage: Eukaryota; Metazoa; Chordata; Mammalia; Didelphimorphia; Didelphidae. The record is from RefSeq and is a predicted model, not a curated record. Gene Ontology annotation, biological process: regulation of transcription by RNA polymerase II; regulation of cell cycle.